This is a messenger RNA of Symbiodinium sp. CCMP2456, 3408 nucleotides long. Lineage: Eukaryota; Dinophyceae; Suessiales; Symbiodiniaceae. The record is from the annotation of a GenBank genome assembly.
AUGUCUGGCAGCAUCGGCGGAGAUUUUUGGGCUGCAGCUGCCGGGCUUUCUGUUCCGACCCUCAGGGGUGCAGAUUACUAUGCCAUCUUGGGCAUCCCCAAGAAUGCCGACCAGGCAGCCAUCAAGAAGGCGUAUCGAGCCAAAUCCUUGGAGUACCAUCCGGACAAGUGCGCCGAUGACAAGGAGCAGUGCCAGACAAAAUUUAUCGAAGUGUCUUCAGCCUACGAGGUCCUCAGCGAUGCCGAGAAGCGGAAGGUCUACGACCAGCAUGGCGAAGAGGGCCUAAAGGAAGGGCACCAGUCCGACGAACAGGCGAAAGCCAUGUUUCGCCAGUUCUUCGGUCGCGAGCCGGACGGGAACGUCAGGAUCGUCCGCCGAGGAGGCCAGAUGAUGUUUAUGGAAGAAGGUGAGCCUGGACCCAAGGAGGACAUUUACGGCAACACCAACGUCACCGAGCUCACAUCCGACUUGUAUGGCUCGCAAAUCAAUGACCGUAUCGAGCCCUGGUUUGUUCAGUUCUACAAGCCGAAUAACGACGAGUCUCGGGAGGUGCGAAGCGAGUACAUCAAGUUCGCCGACACCUUCAAGGAUUUCCUCAACAUCGGUGCCGUCAAUUGCCGGCAACAGCGGGACGUGUGCAGCAAGGCCUCCAUCAACGAGUACCCUGCCUUCCGCUGGUUCGGAGAGGACAAGGGGACUCCUCCUGAGAUCUUCAGUGAGGGUACGCCCUCUGCCAAGAAUCUGGGCAAGUGGGCCAGCACCAUGAUGCCCGACUACACCACAGUCCUCCAGGACAAACACGAGUUGCGCAAGUGGCUUGACAAUGUCAAGGGACCACACAUUCUGUUGUUCACUGACAAGACGAGCUCUCCCCCGAUGUGGAAGGGAUUGAGCAGAGAAUUCAAUGGGCGAGCCUCCCUCGCCACCGUGCCGCGCUGCGACAGAACGGGAGUGUUCAAGACACCCCUGCAGCGGGAGUACGACGUCAGGAUACCUCAAGUUGUGAGGAUUGACCCUCUCGAUGAGAUCGGAAAGGUGACCGAGAAGUUCAGCUUGACUUUGAAGAAGGAGUCCCUGAACCUCUGGUUCAUGAAGGCCAUCGCGCUUGGAAAGAAGGCCGGACCUCAAGCCACCUUUAAAGAGCUCUCGCGCGACCGGAUUGAGGCGGGCGACUGCGGGCCAACAGACAGCCAGUUUUGCUUCUUGUGGCUCAAGGCCGGUGCAGAUCCGGCCGUAGAGGAGGCCACCCGGCAGCUGGCACAGAAGUACCGAAGAGAUCCGAUCAAGAUGAUGUGGGCCAACGUGGAGCUGAGCCCUUCCAUCCUGGACGCGUUUGACCUGCAUGAAUCUGACGCAAGUGACUUCUUCGUUGCUUUGCGAUCAAAACGAUCUCGGUUCAAGGUUCACACGGGCGAACUGCGCUUCGAGGAGUUGGAUGGCUUCGUCGAUGGGGUCCUAAACGGCGGACCGCUGCCUGGAAAGCUGAAGGUACGGCCGUGUUUGCACUGGUCGCAAAAAUCUCAACGUCCAGAUAAAGAGUUUGAUCUUUUGGCCAAGUCUGCGCCUAUGUCCUGCAUUGCGGCGAAGCCCUUGUCACCGCUGGAGCUCUAUGCAAGAGCGCUGCCCGAUGACGCGGACGUUGCUCCACUGCACUUCCCCAUGUACACAGUCUCCGUGGAGCGGCUGCUGAAGAUGACAGCAGUUGAGCCGCACGAGAAGCUGAAGGCCAGUGGCGAACUCGUCGUCUUCCACAGCGAUGGUGGGAAGAAGGCGGCCUUCGUGUCACACCAGUGGAUAGCAAAGGAGCAUCCUGACCCCAAAUUCAAGCAGAUGGCUGUUCUGCAGGCUGCCUUGAGGCGGCUCUUAGGAGGCAAAGGCUUCGUGCGCCUGGACCCGAUCACGGAAACUUUCGUGGCCACCGCCAAGCCUUUUCCUUUGAAAGACUUGCAGAACCACGAAUGGUUCAUCUGGUAUGAUUAUUUCUCGUGUCCACAGCUGGAGAAUCGGAAGUACACAACAGAUCUUGAGGACGGCAGCCAGCAGGCCACUGCCAUCAACAGCAUCCCAGCCUAUAUAGCGAGAUGCCAUCUCUUCCUCGCACUUUGCCCAGUGCUCGACUGCCCCGAGGAGUCCAAAGUGCUCACGUCUGGGACGUGGAGUCGUAGAGGCUGGUGUCGCGUUGAGCGCGCUGCAUGGGAGCUGUCCCCCGAUAGCACAUGGAUUCUGAUCCAAAGCGAAUCCUCCAUUGAAGCUGUUGGCACGGUGGCAUCCUUUGUGUGCGGAUCUGUUGGGGAAGGCGAGUUCACAAUUGCCGCUGACCGGCACCUGCUGGGACCGGUCAUGCAGCAAAUCAUACUCCGAAAGCUGAUGCAUUGCCUUCGACUGGGUGACUUGCCAGCUUUCCGUCGCUACUUCAACCUCCAGGGAGUUCAUCUGCGAGGGCUGGAGAUCGAGCCGCUCGGUGGAUUGCUUCCCAGUUCCAGUGAGGGGGCUGCGGAUGAGGCCCUGGUGGAGUUCUUGCACCAGAACGGCUUCAGGAGGGUCGACGAAAAGGACAGUGCAGGUUGGCGACCGCUUCAUUACGCUGCAAUUGCGGGGAACACGAAAGUCUUAAGACAAAUGUUGGAGAGGAAGGUAGAUGUGAACCAGCUCACAUCAAAAGAUGAGCCUCAGCUGGGCUUUCCCCUCUGGAUGUCUGCAUUAAGCUUUGCAGUAUUCUACAAGCAGCAUGACACUAUCCAGUUGUUGCUGGAUGCAAAGGCCCUUCUGAAAAGCGUGACUUUUCAGUCCAUUGACUCAGUCUCUUCGGACAGUGCCGAGUGCGUGCGGCUCCUGUGCGCCGCUGGUUCCCAUCCACUAAGCAAGAACUUGUUGGGCUUCACCGCUUUGCAGACUGCGGCUGCUUUCGCAGCGACCAUGUCAGUACAGGAGAUGGUGGCAUCGCACCAACUCAGCCCACUGGCGCUGUCCCAGGCACUCUUCCACGCCGCGGCUUUCCGCGGUGGCACGGCUGAGCUGAUCCAACAUCUGAUGGAGCUGCGCGCUGAUCCCGAUUUCCAGUUCGGUCGGAAUGAUCUGAGACCUGUGGGCCGCUUGUUCUAUGCCGCGAAGUCCAUGCAGCACUCACUCGGCCGAGACACGGCGUUGUCAGCUUUUGCCUACCACUUGCAGGGCAGCACUCCUCUCAUGCAGGCCAUCAGAUCGACUCAGUACGAGGCCGCCGCAACUCUGAUCGCAGCCGGUGCCAGGCUGGAUCUCCGGAAUUGCCGGAAGUGGCAAGCGGCCGACUUUGCCCGGGGACAGGCGAUCCCAGAUUUUUUAAAGCAGGGCUUGGACGGGGACACAUCCGAAUGUCAGAGGGUGUCUUCGCUGGCCCUUGCUGGUAGCUAUGUCAAAGUUCCUUUGUAG